Pieris napi is the source of this 1485-nucleotide messenger RNA. RefSeq names its product protein cortex (gene cort). The transcript is spliced from 9 exons. The coding region runs from base 99 to 1415 and encodes 438 amino acids. NCBI's taxonomy places the organism in Eukaryota, Metazoa, Arthropoda, Insecta, Lepidoptera, Pieridae. Gene Ontology annotation, cellular component: anaphase-promoting complex. Gene Ontology annotation, biological process: positive regulation of ubiquitin protein ligase activity; positive regulation of anaphase-promoting complex-dependent catabolic process; anaphase-promoting complex-dependent catabolic process. The record is from RefSeq and is a predicted model, not a curated record. Gene Ontology annotation, molecular function: ubiquitin ligase activator activity; anaphase-promoting complex binding; protein binding.
CCUUUUUUUUCUAAACUUAUUCGUUGACGAUUUUUGCUACAAUAGUGACUUGUGCAUCUUAAAUUACAUUAUUGUUAGCUGUGUUAUUAUAAUUAAAUAUGGAUGAUUAUGCAUUUGUGAAGAGAUCUCUAAACACAAGGGGCCAGCAAGAUGAUAGAUUCAUUUGUCAUCGAGAAAAAUUAACAGAAAUACGACAAUGCUGGCGUCCUCAAAGCUCACAAAAAGGCAAUGAUAUUUUGGACCUGAAAAAUUGGGCCAGGAGGAACUAUACACGUCACUUGGACAACGCUUUCGGGUUGGAUAAAGAUAAUAAGGAUGAUGUGGUAAAAUCAUGGCCGUGCAUUCCACGUAGGAAAAGCUAUCUUACUUCAGCUGAUAAUGUCCUUGAUUUACCUACCUUUAGUCAUGCUGACUUUUCAGAAUUAUUAGAUUGGAGUAAUAAGGAUAUUCUAGUUGCUGCCUUGGGUAGCAGCUACUACAAGUGGAGUUGGGAUACGCAGAGAAUAUCAGGACGCGGUGGCACAAAUAACAACAUUCAAACAUGCAAAUUCGACCCUAAUGGAUAUAGGCUUGCGUUAGGUAUGACGGAAUGCUCUCUUCAGAUACAUGACACCGAAACAAGCAAGCACCUAGUACAUAAAAAAUGUACGUGUUAUAUUAAAAAUGGUUGUUCAAUUACCUCACUCGAUUGGAGUCCCACGGGAAAUGGCCUUAUUGUUGGGUGUUCUCGAGGCGAAGUAACGUCAUACACUUACGAUCUUAAAAUCGUGGCAUUCUUCUGCAAGAGACCGAGUUAUAUGCCACCAAUAUUUUGCGUUCGAAUAUCCCCGGAUGCAAGAUUCGCGGCCAUCGCGACUUUGCAAUCAUCAGAGGUCUUUGUAGUCAGCUGGCCGUUUUUGCAACUACAUCGCGUCGUUGUGUUUGAAGAGUCUAUUCCAACGGCGAUGUCUUGGCAUCCUUGGUGUAGCGCGCUCCUAUGCCUCGGUGGUGUGACCAAUGCGAACCACACGCAAGUAGCGGUGUGCUCAGUUCCUAAUGGGAAGAUGCAACAAACAACGCUGGUGGGGACAUAUAGCUUAGACGCGAUGCUCUUCAGCAAUAAGUCUGGCGAAUUAGUGUUGAGUCUUUAUAAUACAGAAAGAGGCUUACGAUACCCAAAAAUCAGUUCUCGUCUCGUAGUAUUAAGCGACCUUUCAACUGUGGUGGACCAAUGGUCUGAUGACGGGCGGACUGGACUCGAUCGAGUUCGGACUAUGGUUAGCAAUCCCGAUGGAACCAAGCUAGCCACAGCGACGUUAGAUGAAGAUUUAAUAAUAUGGAAUUUUCUUCCGGAAACAAAAGAAAAGACGAAGUCAAAAAGAAAUUUGACAUCAAUAGCGGUAUACUUAGAUAAUUUAGCAGGUUUCUCUCGCUGAAUAAUUUGUUGAAUGGAAGCGCUGGCAUCUUCAUUUAUUUGAUAUCAAUAAAUUGUUAUUUUAAAGUUUA